Messenger RNA from Podospora pseudopauciseta, 1287 nucleotides. RefSeq lists its product as uncharacterized. Lineage: Eukaryota; Fungi; Ascomycota; Sordariomycetes; Sordariales; Podosporaceae. The record is from RefSeq and is a predicted model, not a curated record. Bases 1105 to 1287 code for a protein of 60 amino acids. The transcript is spliced from 2 exons.
UCUCUUUCUCAUGAGGAUCGAAACCCUGACGUGCUCAGAUACAACUUGCCUUAUCAUAUUCGACAACGCGGAGGAUCUCAUAUCCUUGAAGACAGCCUGGCCUGGCUCGAUUAGUGCCUCGAUUCUUGUCGCCACAGGGAUCUCUCUGUUGCAACAGCCUCGACAGCCCAGCAUAUACAGGUCAAUGCAUUAGGCGAUGAUGGGGGGGCCAGAUGCUUCUCAAGGCUAUUAACAUCGGCGCUGCAUCACAGGCCGAUCUUCAGAAUGCUUCAAACAUCAGCCGGAGCCUUGGGGGGCUACCCCUGGCGCUAGCUCAGAUUGGCGGUUUUGUUACUCAACGCAAGUUGUCUUUGCACGAGGUCCUCCCGCUAUAUGAGCGUUACGCCGCCAAAAUCGACGCCCGGAAGGCUCCUAGAAGCGACUACGAACAUACCCUGAGCACUGUGUGUGAUGUCUCAUUCCAAAAGUUAUCAGCAAACCCCACUCGACUUCUACUUACUAUCUUACUUCGACCCGGAUGGUAUCUCAGAAGACAUCUUGAUCCAUGGUUCCGAGGGCCUCAGCGAAAGUUUGCAUUCCUAUCAGAUGAACUUGAGCUAGUGUUACAGCUUCCCAUUUAGCAAUGUUGAAAAAGAGACCAAUUUUCGGUCAGCCUAGGUGAUGCUUCGGAAGAGCUUGGACCUGAGGAUCCCUUCAUUGCCUAUAGUCUUUACAACAUCACGCUGGCAUAUCCUGAGGUGAACGCACUGGAUCUGGCCUGUGAGACUCAUCAGGAGGCCAUUAGACUCCGACUGAAGGCGAAUAGCAACAGAAUCGGCAAUUCAUACAGCAACAUGUCGAGUCUACUUCUCCGCAUGGGCCGUCCGGAUGAAGCGGAGGAGAUGCUCGCAAGAUGUCCCUCCCUGAAGGAAUUCACUGAUGAGACCUUUCUCAGCACUGGAAAUCCUCGCUUCUCAGGGGACAUGGUCUUAUUGUCGCGUAUUCGUCUUGCUCAGGGGCGGACGAGCGAAGCCUUGCGGCUGGCAUCAAAAGCACUGACCUUUCGUCGCGGAUUAAUUGGGAAACCGGCUCAAAACUUGCGACUCUCAGUACGAUGUAGCCUCGAUGCUGUACCGGGAUGGCCACGUUAGCUCAGCUGUUAACCUGCUGGAGGAGGUUGUUGGGAUUUCGGAGACUCCGGUCGAGGGACAAGGACAGCAAGCUCGUGCUCUAUUCAAGCUUUCUCAGAUACAUGGGGAGAAUGGAAGAGAGGCUGAAAGCGCGGCUCUCAAGGAACGGGCUGUUUAG